Molecule: messenger RNA, 3251 nt
Organism: Polychytrium aggregatum
Lineage: Eukaryota; Fungi; Chytridiomycota; Chytridiomycetes; Polychytriales
Exons: 6
Coding region: 222-3041 (939 amino acids)
Biological process (GO): nuclear envelope organization
Cellular component (GO): nuclear envelope; meiotic nuclear membrane microtubule tethering complex
Molecular function (GO): protein-membrane adaptor activity
Source: RefSeq, a predicted model, not a curated record
CUCGACAACCCACUGGCCACCCGGCAUCCACCCGACAUCCACCAGGAUCUGCAGCACCGACAAGCACUCUGGACAGCGUCGCUCCCUGCUACCAAGACCCAGACUGACUGCACGUUGCUUCUGGCCUGUUUCGCACGUCUGGAGCCUGACCGUCAAACAAACAAACAUCCAUCCAACACAUUCAUCCGCCCGCUCCGUGGCCGUCGCCAUCGCCGCAAGUGAUGCUGUCGAUGACGCACAAUCAGUUCGACGAGUCUGGCUCAGCCCGCCGGCGAUCAACACGUCUGCGAUCGAUCAACGAGCUGUCCGCCAAAGUCAAGGACGCCGAGCAGCCCCGCCGGGCUUCCCCUUCGUCGCCGUCGGCGUAUCCUGCCGUCGCCGGCAUGGGCGUGACAUCGUCCAACAUUGGCGAUGCCAUACGGGCCUACUCCCAAGCCGCCAACUCACCGGCAGCACUGCUCUCUGGUCCCAAAACCCGAUCCCGCCGCACCAAAGCUGUGGCUGAGGAUCGGCCUCUCCACAAGACCCACCAAAUCGAUCCGACGACGGGGCAGAGGAGAGCGAACGGCGAUCUCCACCCAGGUGUGCAGCCAGACCAAGCUCCACGAGCGGCCGAAUUCGAUCCCUCGCCGUGGGGAUACGCUUCGAAGCGCCAGGAUCCAAACUCAAGUGAGCGGCCUCGAUAUCAGAUGGUCGAGGAUGCACACGAAAACCCUUUCAUUGCCACCCACGAAGAGACGCGCCGUGUUCUGGGAUCUGCCUAUUCGCUUCCAAAGUCCUCUCCAUCCAACUUUGUCUCGGACAUCAUCGAGCAGGAAGACGAGUAUUACGAUGAGGCCGAAGAAACAUAUGAAGCCGAUGACGUUGGAGACUAUGUCGAGGAGGAGGCUGACGAAGGCUUCAUCAACCUAGACCACCCGUUCUGGUCCAAUCCAAUUGUCGCCACAGUCCGGCCCGCCAUUUUGGUGGUGCUGUCGUGCGUUGUCCUGAUAUGGCGAUACGCCUCACUGCCGGCUUGGGCCGUCUUUGAGUUCGGGGUGGUGCGGCCCAGCAUCAUCCUGGGCAGCUUGGCUCGGCUGGCUCAGCACCAGACUCGAGCAGUGCUGAGGAAAAUCCUCACGUCUCAGAACUGGAUUGUGGGGCUGCUUGCCUUUUUUGUGGCUUUUGCCUUCCUCGUCGUCAAGCCGCCCACUACCUGGGACUCGGGACUCGAACGCAAUAUCCUCCAGCCCGCGCUUUAUCGCCUGAGCCAAAGCUUCCAUGUGACUGACGUCCUCUUUCGGAGCGAACCCUCUACUUCCGGUGACGCAGAUGCCGUAGAGCCAGCGAUUGACCAACGAGUAGUGUCCGCCACCGAGGCGCAUCCAGAAUCUGACGAGGAAUCUCAAGCACCUGGCAUCCAAGAGCCUGAUCCUGCCGUGUCCCCAACUCCUUCCCCAUCGUCCAUCGACGUGCCCGAGACCGUCGCUGCUGUGGAUCGAUCCGAGUUUGUCCCAGAUACAAGCGCGUCCAAGGAUAGCGCUGAGCUCCCCACCCACGACAGUCCGCGCGACGGUGCCGCCGCCAUGGCGUCGGAUACGGUGAUUCAAGUACUUCCUGCCGCCUACCAAGGCAUUGUCACUCGCGUGUCUGAGCUCGAAGUCAAGCUCAAGGACCACCAGUCUGCCACUGCAGGCAGCUCAGAACGUAUUCAAGCCCUGAGCCAGACGCUGGAGAAGCUCAGGCAGGAUAUCGUCGACGCAGUUAAUGCUGACAGGGAUCAUCUCUCGUGGAUCACAAAGCUCCAGGAGCGGCUUGACGCCCUGCCUGCCGAUCUUGAGAAUAGGCUCAAGGCCGUAGAGAAGCAACUCGAAUCGCAAAUCGCACAGGCGCUCACGGACGUCGUGAGCGACAUGCGCAAUCUAAAGGCCAUCGUCAGCCACAUCGAGUCCGAGAGCCGCGAAAAGAAACACGGCACCAUCACCGGCAGCCUUCAAGAACUUGUCAAGGCUGCAGCUGAGAAUGAGGAGCCGCAUCUUGUCUCAAAAGCUGUCGAGCUGCUGCUGCAGGAUCCAAGACUGGAGGAACAUGUAAAGCAGCAGAUCCUCAGCGCUUCUGCCCCAGCUCACGAUGCUGCCAAGGCCUUUGGUGGCUAUCCCGAUGAUCUGGAUACGCUGUUGGAUGAGCUGAGGCAAGCCCGCGAUAGACCUGCGUCCUCGGGGAUUCAGCGCGACGAGCUUAUGCAGCUGGUUCAAGAAGUCGUCGCCCAGCAUAUGGAUCGAUAUGAGCGCAGCUCACCCCCCGGGCGCGAGCCCCUGGUCGCCAACCUGGGUGCCUUGGACCACGAUCUCGAGGCUCUUGUUGUUCAAACAGUCGAGAAGCUCUCCGCGGACCGUCUUGGCCAGCCCGACUAUGCCCUCAGCAGCGGCGGCGGACGAGUCAUGGCGCUCCUGACCUCGCCUACCUUCGACCUUGGCAUUGCUCCUGCAUUCGUUCAGAAUGCGCUCGCCAAGCUCUUCCACCGCGACCCCAUUGAGCGACACCCGCCUUCGAUGGCUCUCAACCCGGAUGUGAACGUCGGUAACUGCUGGCCCAUGAGUGGCGACAAAGGUACCCUCGGCAUCAGACUGGCCAAGCCGAUUGUGCCAAAGUCCUUCACUAUCGAGCACGCAAACCCGGCAAAUCUGCCAGAGGCAGCGAAGAGCCUGCGAUCGGCUCCGCGCCAGAUCGAAGCCUGGGCUGUUUUUGAUCCAGAGCUGUUUGCGGUGCGAAUCAUCCCGCAGAUGUGGUCAAGCAGUGCUCCAGCCGACGAUCUUCUCGACCAAGAGCCCGAGAUCGCAGAGGCCGGCAUCCUUCUGGCUGAGGCCGUCUUUGUUCCGGAAACCCAGCACGUUCACACGUUUGCGGUGUCUCCUCAAGCACAACAGGCGCUGCGGAAACGAAAGCUGGCGCACGGCAGCGAAGAGUCGCUGGUGUCCAAGGUUGUGCUUCGGGUUCGCGGCAACUGGGGCGCCGACGGAUUUACUUGCAUCUACCGAUUCCGUGUUCAUGCCGACGAGUGAGCCUUUCGGCGCCUGGAGCUAGUCUUGCUUUAUGGCCAUUUUUGCAGCUGCUGUGUUUGAAUGGUUGCAUGCUUGACAUCCCAGCGUCACUUUUGUUGGUUUUGUUGUUGUUGGCGUUGACGUUGUUGAAAUGCAUAUCGUCGCAAUAUGAUCCCUCCCACUCAGCGAGUUAGGGCGACUUGAGGAGCCCCUGUGUAUCCGGGACUCGUC